AUGACAACCAACAAGCCCAAGGGGCAGAACUCUCUGGCCCUCCACAAGGUGAUCAUGGUGGGGAGUGGAGGAGUGGGCAAGUCAGCCCUCACCCUACAGUUCAUGUAUGACGAGUUUGUGGAGGACUACGAGCCCACCAAGGCGGACAGCUACAGGAAGAAGGUGGUAUUGGACGGAGAGGAGGUGCAGAUCGACAUCUUGGACACAGCGGGCCAGGAGGACUACGCCGCCAUCCGAGACAACUACUUCCGCAGCGGUGAGGGCUUCCUCUGCGUCUUCUCCAUCACCGAGGCCGAGUCGUUCGCCGCCACCGCUGACUUCAGAGAACAAAUCCUGCGAGUGAAGGAGGAUGAGAAUGUUCCCUUUCUCCUGGUGGGUAAUAAGUCAGACCUGGAGGAGCGGAGGCAGGUGAGCGGCGAGGAGGCCAAGGCCCGGGCCGAGCAGUGGGGCGUCAGCUACGUGGAGACCUCCGCCAAGACCCGUGCAAAUGUUGACAAGGUAUUUUUUGACCUGAUGCGUGAGAUCAGAGCCAGAAAAAUGGAGGAUGGCAAAGAGAAGAACGGAAAGAAGAAGAGGAAGAGCCUGGCCAAGAGAAUCAGAGAGCGGUGCUGUAUUUUAUAA
Salvelinus namaycush (lake trout) is the source of this 621-nucleotide messenger RNA. RefSeq names its product ras-related protein Ral-A-like. Bases 1 to 621 code for a protein of 206 amino acids. Gene Ontology annotation, biological process: Ras protein signal transduction; regulation of exocytosis. Gene Ontology annotation, cellular component: plasma membrane. Gene Ontology annotation, molecular function: GDP binding; GTPase activity; GTP binding. The transcript has 4 exons. NCBI's taxonomy places the organism in Eukaryota, Metazoa, Chordata, Actinopteri, Salmoniformes, Salmonidae. The record is from RefSeq and is a predicted model, not a curated record.